AUCUGUGUAAGUUACCUACACGUGCUGACACGCAAAAAAAAAGCACCCAAUGAGCAACCUCCUAAGAACAAUCAAUAAUCUAACGUAUCAUCGCUUCGAUAUAAACGAUCAAGAUGAAUUCAAACAGAUAUCCAAAUUAAUAGCGAUACAUUUAUCUGAACCUUACUCCAUUUAUGUCUAUUGGUACUUCCUAAACAACUGGCCCCAAUAUUGUUACACCGUGAAAAACGACAAGUCAGUAAUCAUCGGUGUUAUAAUAUCCAAAAUUGAACCCCAUCGAGAGGUGAGAAUGCGUGGGUAUAUCGGGAUGCUCGUGAUUGAUCCAGAAUACCGUAAAAUGGGGAUUGCAUCAAAUUUAGUGAAAUUAACUAUUGAAAAUAUGACUCAGGAUAAUGUCGAUGAAAUAAUGUUGGAAACCGAAGUAAUCAACGAAGGCGCAUUGAAAUUAUAUGAAAGCUUCGGGUUCUUAAGAACAAAGAGAUUGUACCGUUAUUAUUUAAACACUCACGAUGCUUACAGGUUGAUAUUACCAUUGACUGACAAGGCUCAUACAAGAAUUGCCUUUUUACCUCAACUUCCACAAGAGCAAGUCACGUGAUCGCACCACGUCAGAAUUGCCGUGACAAACAAUUGUCAUUUUUGCAUAGAGAUUAUGACAGGCAUUGAUAAAUGUGCGUGUCGUGCACGUCCGGGGUGAUUGCGAUAUUGCAGCUACUUGGAGGCAAUUGCCAUCACUGUAGAGUUGUACAUAGUUAUCGUUUUAUAGUGCAGGAUAUAUUAUAGAAUGCAACGGUGCUUUCACUCACCAAGUAGCAUGGGCUAGCAUACACUAUAAGCUUAGUGGUUGACUCAUACAGUACAAGAAUAGACAUUUCACAAGAGAAUGUCAUCUCGUCUGUCCUAGUAAUUUGCAAACAAGGCUAAAUUAAAUUUCAAUACGCGUGUUCUUAAAAAAAAUUCAUACGCGUAAUUUUAUUUUUCUGUCGUUGCCCUUUGUAUAAAACCACCAGAAUUCAGCAAUUGAAAAUUCUCGUACUUUCUUUUUCCCACUAUACACACAUAAUACAAUACACUACACCAU
This is a messenger RNA of Spathaspora passalidarum NRRL Y-27907, 1081 nucleotides long. Its product is annotated as peptide alpha-N-acetyltransferase. Lineage: Eukaryota; Fungi; Ascomycota; Pichiomycetes; Serinales; Debaryomycetaceae. Bases 50 to 598 code for a protein of 182 amino acids. The transcript has a single exon. Gene Ontology annotation, molecular function: protein-N-terminal amino-acid acetyltransferase activity. The record is from RefSeq and is a predicted model, not a curated record. Gene Ontology annotation, biological process: N-terminal peptidyl-methionine acetylation. Gene Ontology annotation, cellular component: NatC complex.